Messenger RNA from Loa loa (African eye worm), 197 nucleotides. RefSeq lists its product as hypothetical. The transcript has a single exon. NCBI's taxonomy places the organism in Eukaryota, Metazoa, Nematoda, Chromadorea, Rhabditida, Onchocercidae. The annotation marks the transcript as partial. The record is from RefSeq and is a predicted model, not a curated record.
GUCACGCUGAUCUCAUCUGGGAGGGAGUGCUUUCAAGUUAUCUUCGAAGUAUCUCACAAAACACUUUCUUAUCCUUAACAGUGAAGCAUAUUUGUGGUUCUGGUUUGGUCAGCGAGUAUGAGAAUCUGGCAGAGGAAUCUGGAGGAAUCUGGCAGAUUGAUAUAUGGUGCUAUCAAAGAGGACAAGCAACUUCAUGA